AUGGAUACCUUCCUCUCCUCCGCGUCCCAGACGCUAUCGUUCUAUCUGAAUGGGACUCCCAUUUACCUUGCAAACCCCCAUCCCCGCUGGACCUUGCUUGAUUUCAUCCGCUCGCAGGAUGGUCUCAAGGGCACAAAGCUGGGCUGUGGCGAGGGCGGGUGCGGUGCUUGCACUGUCGUCCUGCAGACGAGGGAUGCCUCCCGCCGUAUUCGCCAUGUCGCUGUGAAUGCCUGUCUUUACCCUUUAAUCGGAGUCACCGGAAAACAUGUCAUUACAGUGGAAGGGCUGGGCAGCGUCGACAACCCGCAUCCACUACAAGACAGGAUCGCAAAGCUGCACGCGUCGCAGUGUGGAUUCUGCACGCCUGGGAUUGUCAUGUCGCUGUAUGCGAUUGUCCGUAAUGCAUUCGAUCCUGCCACGGGGCAGUUCCAGCUCUCGGAGCAGGAUAUCGAGGGGAAAGGACAUCUAGAUGGGAAUCUGUGUCGGUGCACGGGGUAUAAACCCAUCUUCCAAGCGGCGAGGACGUUCCUUCGUGAGGAUCUAGGCGUCACGCCGGCUAUUGUGCCGUCGGCUUUAGAUGAGACGGAGAUGGACAUGACUGGGUCUGAUUCUGCGUCUGCUUCCGGGUCUGGGUCUGGAUCUGGCUCUUGUGGUCGUCCCGGCGGCUGCUGUCGUGAUACCCCUGGAGGGUCAUGUUCCAGCUCAGAUAUAACAGUCCCUUCACCACCGUCUUCUCCAAAACAGUUCGAUUUCAUCCCGUAUGUCCCGACUACGGAGCUGAUAUAUCCUCCUGGCCUGGCCAAGUUCCAGCCUCAGCUGGUAUCUUACGGAGACGAAAGCCAGGCCUGGGUGAAGCCUACAACGGUGCAAGAGACGCUGGACAUUCUUUCUCGAUAUCCUAAUGCGAUUCUAGUCACAGGCGCAAGCGAAGUGCAAGUGGACGUGCGAUUCAAGAACUUCAGUCCCCCGAUCAGUAUCUUUGUCGGCGACAUCCCUGAGCUUACAUCCAUCACCUGGAGCGACGACACCCUGCACGUCGGGGGCUCAGCCUCUCUUACAGACCUCGAGAAUGAAUGCCUACGCCGCAUCCCUGACUUCAAAGGUACAAAUCCAGGCUACGCAUCAACACUCUCAGCAAUCGCCAAAACCCUCCGCUACUUCGCCGGCCGCCAGAUCCGCAACGCCGCCUCGCUGGCUGGGAAUAUCGCAACCGCGUCCCCAAUCUCAGAUAUGAACCCCGUCCUGCUCGCCUUGAACGCAACAGUACAUACCAAGUCAUUGGAAAAGGAGGACUCCAUCCCAAUGAGCCAAAUGUUCAAGGGAUACAGAAAAACAGCCCUCCCACAAUCCUCCCUUAUAACAUCCAUCUCCAUCCCAAUGCCGUCAAAGAAUACGCUGGAAUUCACAAACGCAUAUAAACAAGCAAAGCGCAAAGACGACGACAUCGCAAUCGUCACCGCCGCAUUCACCGUCCGUCUCUCCAACGGCCCAGAACAUAAAAUACAAGAAAUAUCACUCGCCUUCGGCGGCAUGGCGCCCACCACCGUCCUGGCACCAAAAGCAGCGUCAGCACUGCUAAACAGCCCCUGGACAGCUACAACCCUAGAAACAGCCCUAACGGCGCUAAGCCACGAAUUCGCCCUCCCUUAUAACGUCCCAGGUGGAAUGGCGACAUUCAGACGAACACUGACCCUCUCCCUCUUCGUGCGGUUCUGGCACUACGUCUCGCAGAAACUAAGUCUCGAGUUUGAUCCGGACUUGGUGGAUGAAAUACACCGCGGGUUUUCAACAGGGACGAGGGAUGACGUGAACCUUCACGCCCAGCGCGUCGUGGGACAGCAGAUCCCGCACGUUAGCGGGCUGAAACAUGCAACUGGCGAGGCGGAGUAUGUCGACGAUAUGCCCCCGCUUCAUCGGGAGUUACAUGGGGCGUUGGUGCUGUCUGAGCGUGCGCAUGCGAGGAUAGUAGAGGUGGAUUGGGCUCCGGUAUUUGAAGUGGGAGCGCUGGGGUAUGUGGAUCAGGGUUCCUUGCCUGGGGAGAAGAACCUGUGGGGGUCUGUUGUGCAUGACGAGCCGGUUUUUGCGAGGGGGGUUGUGAGCUCGCAUGGACAGCCUGUUGGGAUGGUUUAUGCGGAGAGGUUGGAGGUUGCGCUGGCUGCGGCGAAGAGGGUUAGGGUUGUGUAUGAGGAUUUGCCGGUGGUGAUUACGAUUGAUGAGGCGAUUGAGAAGCAGUCGUUCUUUAAGCAUGGGAAGGAGUUGAGGAGGGGGGCGAAGCCGGAGGAGAUGGAGAGUGUGUUUAAGGAAUGUGAGGUGGUGCUGUCUGGGACGACGAGGGUCGGUGGGCAGGAGCAUUUCUAUCUCGAGACGAAUGCGGCCGUUGCGGUGCCGAAUGCUGAGGAUGGGAGUAUGGAUGUGUGGUCGAGCACGCAGAAUACAAUGGAAACGCAGGACUUCGUCAGCCAGGUCGUCGACGUCCCCCGGCACAAGAUCAACGCCAAAGUACGCCGCAUGGGCGGCGCAUUCGGCGGCAAAGAGUCUCGCUCUGUUCCUAUAGCAUGCAUGGUCGCCGUCGCAGCGAAGAAGACCCGCCGGCCAGUGCGCAUCAUGCUCAACCGGGACGAAGACAUGAUGACCUCCGGCCAGAGACACCCGGUACAAUGUCGGUGGAAGGUAGGGUGUACGCGGGAGGGAAAACUGGUCGCCCUCGAUGCAGAUGCGUAUAAUAAUGCCGGGUAUUCAGUCGACAUGUCCAGCGCGGUCAUGGACAGGUGUCUCACGCAUAUGGACAACUGCUACUUUAUCCCGAAUGUGUGGCUGCGCGGCUGGGUGUGCAAGACGAACACGCAUAGUAAUACUGCAUUCCGCGGCUUUGGAGCUCCCCAGGCAAUGUAUAUCUCCGAGAGCAUCAUCAAUGCUGUUGCCGAGAAGGUCGGUAUAAGCGUUGACGAGAUCCGACGGCGGAAUCUAUAUACCAUCGGGCAGCGCACGCCGUUCCUGCAGACGAUCGACGAGGACUGGCACGUCCCUAUAGUCCUGGAGCAGGUGCGUCAGGAGGCGAAGUACGAUGAGCGCCGUAAAGCAGUCGAGGAGUUCAACGCUGCGCACCGCUGGCGAAAACGUGGGAUCUGUCUUAUCCCGACCAAGUUUGGGAUUUCGUUUGCGACGGCGUUGCAUCUGAAUCAGGCCAGUGCGGCUGUGCGGGUUUAUACAGACGGCUCGGUCUUGCUGCAUCAUGGGGGCACGGAGAUGGGACAGGGGCUGUACACGAAGAUGGUGCAGAUUGCAGCGCAGGAACUCGGGGUCGCUGUUGACCAGGUGUAUACGGAGGGAACGUCCUCGUAUCAAACGGCGAAUGUCUCGCCCACGGCUGCAUCUUCAGGCAGUGACCUUAAUGGUAUGGCGGUUAAGCAUGCCUGCGACCAGAUCAACGAGCGUCUGCAGCCAUACCGCGAGAAGUUUCCAGAUGCAUCACUGGGAAAGAUUGCCAUGGCGGCAUAUCGCGACCGUGUCAACCUCUCUGCUGCUGGGUUCUGGAAAAUGCCAACAAUCGGAUACGAGUGGGGGAAUUAUGACCCAGAGACUGUCAAGCCGAUGUACUUUUACUUUACACAGGGCGCUGCAUGCACCGAAGUCGAGCUGGACCUGUUGACCGGCGACCACACGGUCCUGCGCACAGAUAUCAAAAUGGACGUCGGACGAUCGAUAAACCCAGCGCUCGACUACGGGCAGAUCGAAGGAGCCUUCGUCCAGGGCCAGGGGCUCUUUACUAUGGAGGAAUCGCUAUGGACGCAAUCCGGCCAGCUCGCGACCAGAGGACCAGGGAACUACAAGAUCCCUGGCUUCUGCGACAUCCCGCAGGAGUUUAAUGUGAGUUUCCUCCAGGGUGUCGGGUGGAAAACGCUGCGUAGUAUCCAGUCGAGCAAGGGGAUUGGGGAGCCGCCGCUUUUCUUGGGUAGUACGGUCCUGUUUGCCCUGAGGGAUGCCUUGGGAUUUGCUAGAAGAGAACGAGGGGUGAAGGCGCCUCUGGUUUUGGACAGUCCGGCGACAGUGGAAAAGCUGAGGCUGGCGGUUGGGGACGAGUUGCUGGAGAAGGGCAGGGCUGAGAGGAGGGAGGGAGAGCGGAACUUCUUCGUUACUGUUGCUUAG
This is a messenger RNA of Aspergillus versicolor CBS 583.65, 4146 nucleotides long. RefSeq lists its product as uncharacterized. Lineage: Eukaryota; Fungi; Ascomycota; Eurotiomycetes; Eurotiales; Aspergillaceae. Bases 1 to 4146 code for a protein of 1381 amino acids. Gene Ontology annotation, molecular function: 2 iron, 2 sulfur cluster binding; iron ion binding; FAD binding. The record is from RefSeq and is a predicted model, not a curated record. The transcript has 4 exons.